AACGGUCGGAUAACAAGGGGGGAUACGAGCAAAACUACUCAGAGAGUAAACACGAGAUAAUGUCGAUGUUUAGCGAACGGUUAGUUUGAGUAAAAGGACCCAUACCGACAGCCAAGAGAAGCGUUUCUGUUUCUCAACUGGAGAUCCACGGAAGCGAGGAUAACAUAUGGAUACAGCCGAUGUCUACAGGAAUGGGCUGUUGAUGUAUGAUGGCAGGUCGGACAUGCACGUUGUGCCGACUGAAACAGGUUGGUUUCGCCUCGAUCAAACUUCAGCGAAAUAAGACGUGGGACGCAUUUAGGUGCUGAAGAUGAACUGAAUCACUGUCGCGUACAGCGGCGCACCUGGAGAUGACAGCAGGUUUAUUAUGGGAAACUGCGCUCUAUCAUUCACUGGACUUUUUACUGGAUUUCGAGGGUUAUCCUAAUCGUCGCAUCUGGGUGAAGGUCAUCCCCUAAUACUGAUCCGGAUAUCCUUCAGAUCUGAGCUUUGUGACACCACAGAUGGACGGCCUGUGUAAUGGAGCCAAGAAACCUGAGGGCAGUGAUCCCGUUGUACACCCCCGGCCCCCUCCUGCCAAGCUGGCACGACUGGAGCAAAACGGAGCGGGACCCUCGGCCCAGGAGAGGAGCAGGCAGGGGAGCCCUGUGGCCAAAACCCCUUGCCUGGCCCAAAAACCCACCACAGUGAGGCCACAGAGCAAGAGCUGGCAAAGCAGAGGGAGCCUGCUGCCGGUGUUCUGUGUGGUGGAGCACAGGGAGAGCCCUCUGGAAAGAGAGAGAAGAGAAGAACAUGCUGAGUUUGUGUUAGUCAAGAGAGAUCUGCUGUUUAACCAGCUGAUAGAGAUGGCUUUGCUGACACUGGGCUACUCUCACAGCUCUGCUGCACAGGCUAAAGGUCUGAUCCAGGUGGGCAAGUGGAACCCGGUGCCUCUGUCCUGUGUAACAGAUGCUCCGGAUGCCACAGUGGCUGACAUGCUGCAGGACGUUCAUCAUGUCAUUACCCUUAAAAUACAGCUGCUCAGCUGUCCCAAAUUGGAGGACUUGCCAGCCGAGCAGUGGAGUCACUCAACUGUGAGAAACGCUCUGAAGGAGCUCCUCAAGGACAUGAACCAGAGCACCCUGGCCAAGGAGUGCCCACUGUCCCAGAGUAUGAUAUCAUCUAUUGUAAAUAGCACUUACUAUGCAAAUGUCUCAGCUGCCAAGUGUCAUGAGUUUGGUCGAUGGUACAAGCACUUCAGGAAGACCAAAUGCUUCAAGGAGAUUGACAGCUUCUCUGACCAGUCCACACAUAUCUCACUCACCCAGCAGCCAAUCACAGGUAGCCCAACUGAUCAGAGUUCCACCCUUCUUUUCUCUCGUGGAGAAGUAGCCAACAUAUGUGGCCAUUCUCCUCUUGGCCUGCGCCCUCACGGGUUGGUAACCCAACCUCUCAGCUCCCAAAUGGUCAACCAGCAGCUGGUGAUGGCCCAGUUUCUCAACCAGCAGUAUGCUGUUAGCCGUAUGCUAGCUGGCCAGGGUCUCUCACCGUCCCCACAGCAGUAUCUCAACCAUCCGCCUGUAGGGAGGGCACCUGGAAAGGUCUUCUCAAAAGCCCCUGAUUCACAAGCCCCGCAGCAGGCACACUGUGGCCCAGGCGGAAGUCCUGUAGCCGGGCCACAAAACCAGAUAUCCGCUGGGUCUUCUGUUGGGCCCACAGAUGUGCCAAGUGACAUCUACCAUGGUGUGAGGGAGGAACUGAAGAGAGCAGGCAUCUCCCAAGCCGUCUUUGCCCGGGUGGCCUUUAACAGAACCCAGGGUCUGCUUUCAGAGAUUCUGCGGAAGGAGGAGGACCCUAAACACGCCUCCCAGUCUCUACUGGUAAACCUGCGGGCCAUGUACAGCUUCCUGCAGCUCCCCGAAGCUGAGAGGGAGCGUAUCUACCAGGAGGAGAAAGACAGAAGCCUGACAGGAUUCACCCCCAGCUGCAAUAACACACCGCCAAGACCCACGCAGGCAAGGUUGUCCCCAGUUAUAGGAGACAGAGGGUUGAGGACAGACAGUUGUGUUCUCAAUGUCAGCGCUUCUAUCUACGAGGAGAUUCAGCACGAGAUGAAGAGAGCCAAGGUGUCUCAGGCUCUUUUUGCAAAGGUGGCCGCCUCCAAGAGUCAGGGCUGGCUGUGUGAGCUGCUGCGUUGGAAGGAGGAUCCCAACCCAGAGAACCGGACCCUGUGGGAGAACUUGUGCAUGAUCCGCCGGUUCCUCAGCCUGUCCCAGACUGAACGAGACGCUAUCUACGAACAGGAAAGCAACAACACAACGGCACAGCAGCACUGCACUGACAGGCUUAUGCUGCUCAGCAAUGACAAUGCACUGUACCAACGAAACUCUCCACUGCCACAGCAACACCAUCUUCAACCCCAUCAACCCCUCCAGCCCGAGGCAGGACCUCACCUGUCUCCACGGCAACCAUGUGCCGCAUCACCAGCCGAGUCCGAGGCUGGGGGUAACUGGGGGCACUUGAGAGUACGUUUGCAGGGCAGGUGCAGUAGUAAUGGUGAGAGGGGGGACAGUAAGGACUGGGUUGAGGGGGGACGAAGAGAGAGGAGCAGUCUGGCAGGGGACUGGGGUGGUACUGGUAAGGUGAGGGACAAGGGCGCAGAAAGCAAGGGGCAAGUGAUGGAUGGAAAUGUGGGUGAGGAAGGAAGUAAUGAGAUCACUGGAGACAGCAAAGAGGGCAGGGUUAAGGAGAAGCUCACUAUGAAGUGGCCCAGUGAUCAGGACCAAGGUACUGCUGGGGUUUGUUCAGAGACAGAUAAUGAGGUCCAAGGUGGAGAUGAGGUCCAAGGUGGGGGGUUAAGAGUGUCCCAUGAAGCCCUGGGAAUCCUGCAGAGCUUCAUCCAGGACGUGGGCCUCAACCCAGAUGAGGAAGCGGUCCACACCCUGUCGGCUCAGCUGGGCCUUCCCAAACACACCAUCCGAAGAUUCUUCAACAGCCAGGACCACAACAAGCAUCAGCACAGCAGCCAGAGUCCAAAACCCAGUCGAGACAGCCAGUACAGCUGUGCAGAACCAAACCUCUCCCAGACAGACGUAACUGCAGAGGAGCAGGAGGAAGGAGGUGAUGGGGAGACUGAAACAAAACAAACGGAGGUAGAGAAGCAAACAGGGAGAAAUGAUGUGAGCAAGAUAAAUGUUUUGAAAGAAUCAGAUGUUGGCACUCAAACCUUUCCCCCUAUGAAGGAGGAGCAGGAGAGCCACAUCUAACCCACAUACAUGCAGUAUGAUCCCCGUGAGCCACCGAGGUGUUUCACGUCUUUGGUCCACAUGCAACUCAGCCGCUGUUACUGGAGGAGUACUGACUCACAGUGUUUUCGUAUUGGACUGUUAUAUAGGUGUGUGUCCUUAAAUAGUGUGGACAAAAAGCUGACUUACUGCAUAUGUUUAUAUCACAGCUUAGAAGGAUGCUGGUGUUUAUUCCCGGACAGUGCACCUACAUUAUACUUAAAGCUGUCCUGUGAUUUGAGAAUCCCUACUGCACUUGAGACAGAAAAUAACUGUGACUACAUGUGCAGAUAGUGUUAUAACACAUUGUUUCUGUGUAGAUAUAUGUGUCUGGAGGAAUUGGACCCCAAUACAAAGAGAUUACAUAUCACUGUCUAAAAAAAAGAGUAAUUGUAGUUGGUUGACUGAUCUAAAGUUCAAGAAAUGUCCAUGCCAGAAAUGCCUUGCAGAAAGUGGCACUGCCAGUCUGUUUUUUUUUUUUAUCAAUAUCUCCAUUAUUUUUGUCUUCACUAUGAGUGCUUUGUGUUUUUGAUCAGUCGUUUAAAAGUUCAACUGUUUCCUUCAGGAAUCUCACUGUUUUAUCUUACAUUGUUCUUGUUGAAGUUUG
Messenger RNA from Micropterus dolomieu (smallmouth bass), 3870 nucleotides. RefSeq names its product SATB homeobox 1a (gene satb1a). The coding region runs from base 504 to 3245 and encodes 913 amino acids. Gene Ontology annotation, biological process: chromatin remodeling; regulation of transcription by RNA polymerase II. The record is from RefSeq and is a predicted model, not a curated record. NCBI's taxonomy places the organism in Eukaryota, Metazoa, Chordata, Actinopteri, Centrarchiformes, Centrarchidae. Gene Ontology annotation, molecular function: DNA-binding transcription factor activity, RNA polymerase II-specific; RNA polymerase II cis-regulatory region sequence-specific DNA binding. The transcript is spliced from 11 exons.